UUUCGGGUCAACCCGGUGGGUACUUUCUGAAAAUAAUUGAGACCAGAAGAAUAUGAUAACAAAGAGCAAGAAGAAAAGCAAAAUAGCAUUAAUGUGGACCUCCAUUUCAGCAAUUCAAAACCCUUCUUUCAUAGCUUUCAAGAAUGUCAAUGACAGAAGACUCUUCAGAGCAAUUACUCGAGCAAGCGGUAGCAGUGGCACCGUUUCUGGUGGCUCAUCGGUUCUCCUCCGUGCAGCCAAGCACACUGUGGAUACGUACAUAAAAAGUGGCAUGGUUGUUGGUUUAGGGUCUGGUCAAGCUUCUGGUCUGGCCAUACAGUAUUUGGGUCGGCAGCUUCGUGCAGGUGCUUUGAAGGAUGUAGUAGGAAUACCCACGUCUAUAACAAGUGCUACUGAAGCAGCAACAGCAGGCAUUCCAUUGGAUCAAUAUCAAGAUUCUUCUCAAGUGUGCACAGAUUCUAAUCACCUAUUAUAUUUCCUUCUUACUCGGAUUGAUUUUGCAUUUGAUGAUGCUGAUAUUAUAGAAGAGGGAACACUUGUUGCUGUCAUUGGGCGUCAGGGGUCUCGAGGGGAUGAAUCCAUACUUGAAGAGAAGUCUAUACUGAAUGCAGCUGAUAAACUCGUGUUCAUUGUACCAGAAAACCAGUUUAAAGGUGGUCUAGAGGGUUCUAUUCCAGUUCUAGUUCAACCUCUCAAUUGGAUGGACACUGCUGAAGAGAUUGAUGAUAUGUUUUUAGGUGAUGCAGAGGUUUGGAGGAGACCAUCUAUAGGGCAUGCAGGUCCUUUAGGCGGGGACUUCCCGUUGAUCACGAAAGAAGGUCAUAAUGUUCUUGACGUCAUCUUCACAUCUCCAAUACAGAGCCUUGCUGAAGUAGCUGAAAGCCUUGAUAAAGUUGACGGGGUUGUGGAUCAUGGCAUCAUUUCCAAGUCCCAGUGUACAGUGGUGAUUGCUUCUGAAAGAGGGUUGUCCAUUGUCGAUGGUUUUCCAGCAAAUGUCGUGGAGGGGCCUUGAAUGAUGGCACCUUUGCAAUGUAUGUGGCCACUGUGACUCUAUGGUAUUGUUCUUGCACAUAAACAUUUUGUAAAGAUUAGUAAUGAGUUAAAAAGAAUUUGUAUCCUCUA
This is a messenger RNA of Mangifera indica (mango), 1122 nucleotides long. Its product is annotated as probable ribose-5-phosphate isomerase 4, chloroplastic. The coding region runs from base 53 to 1012 and encodes 319 amino acids. Gene Ontology annotation, biological process: pentose-phosphate shunt, non-oxidative branch. Gene Ontology annotation, molecular function: ribose-5-phosphate isomerase activity. The record is from RefSeq and is a predicted model, not a curated record. NCBI's taxonomy places the organism in Eukaryota, Viridiplantae, Streptophyta, Magnoliopsida, Sapindales, Anacardiaceae. The transcript is spliced from 9 exons.